AUAAAAAUUUACGGAUGGAAAGGAAGGCAAGGUUCAGGCUUGAAAGAGCGGCGCCAAGGUUCAAUCUGUCAUCGAACAAGACUCAGAAUCUCAAUUGCGGAAAGCUUAAUUGUCAGUCUUCCAUACAAUAAUCGACAGAGCCAUUCUCUAUUGUUUCUGUAAAUAAAGAAAAUGGCGGGACGUGACGUGGAACUGAAGGCGGCGGCGACAGCUUACCGGAAUGCGAAGGCCGAGGGGAACAGGCAGGAGGAGGCCCGAUGGGCGAACGUGAUGGGAAAUAUAUUGAAGAAUAGAGGAGAGUACGUUGAGGCUCUCAGGUGGCUUCGAAGAGACUAUGAGGUUUCUCUCAAAUAUUUGCCCGAGAAGCAUUUGCUCCCCACCUGUCAAUCUCUCGGGGAAAUUUAUCUCCGGCUCGAGCGUUUCAGCGAUGCUCUAACGUAUCAGAAAAAACACUUGGAGCUUGCUAGGGAUGCUAAUGACCUUGUUGAGCAGCAAAGGGCCAGCACCCAACUCGGUCGUACUUAUCAUGAAUUAUUUUCAAGGUCAGAACAUGAUCAUCUCUCUAUACGAAAUGCAAAAAAGUAUUUUAAGUCUGCUAUGGAGCUGGCAGGGAUUCUUAAGGAGGACCCACCAACUAACAAGUCUUCCUUUGUCAAAGAAUAUAUUGAUGCACACAACAAUAUGGGAAUGCUGGAAAUGGAACUUGAUAACUUGGAAGAGGCUAAGAAAAUCCUAACCAGAGGAUUAGAGAUUUGCAAUGAAGAAGAGGUCAGCGAAGAUGAUGACGGGCGCAGCAGGCUCCAUCAUAACCUUGGAAAUGUAUAUAUGGAACUGAGAAUGUGGGAAAAGGCUAGAAAACAUAUUGAGAAGGACAUUCAAAUUUGUAACAGAAUUGGACAUUGUCAAGGGGAAGCAAAGGGCUAUAUUAAUCUUGGGGAAGUGCAUUACAGGACUCAGAAGUAUGAUGAAGCACGUUCUUAUUAUGAGAAGGCACUUGCUCUGGCAAAAUCCAUGGAAGACGAGGAUGCACUAGUUAGGCAAAUUGAUGAAAAUAUCAAAACUGUAAAUAAAGCUGUCAUAGUAAUGGAUGAAUUAAAGAAAGAAGAGCAGAACUUCAAAAAGCUUAAAAGAUAUUUGGCUGCUGCAAGAGGCUCAGCACAUGAACGGAAAUGUCUUCUGCAGCAAAAUGAGUCCCUUGAUCGCCUUCUUGAGAAAUCAAGUGUGAUCUUUGCAUGGGAGAAGCACUGUGAAUUUGCAAAGGAGAAGAAAGAAAUGGCAAGUGAAUUGCGUGACAAUGAAAAGCUCAGUGAUUCAUAUCUGGCUCUUGGAGAAUCAUACCAGAAGCUCAGAAAUUUCAAUGAAGCUAUCAAAUGGUACAAAAAGAGUUGGGAAAUGUACAGAACAAUUGGUAAUUUAGAGGGCCAAGCACUAGUAAAAAUUGAUAUCGGUAAUGUUUUGGAUUCUGUUCACAAUUGGAAAGGAGCACUCGAGGCGUUUGAAGAGAGCUACAGGAUUGCUGCUGAAGCUAACCUUCCUUCUGUACAGCUUUCUGCCCUGGAAAACAUGCACUAUAGCAACAUGAUAAGAUUUGAUGAUGAGAAUGAAACCAGGAGGUUGAAACUUUUAAUUGAUCAACUGAAGAAAUCAAUAGAUAAAGACCCCAAACCAAAAGACAUACGAGAGAAUUACUGCUCUGAGACUGAUACUGAAGCAGAUGAGUAUCUCUCAAAUAGUGGGUCUGAAUCAAAAAUAGCAACUGCUCGAGAGGAAUUGAACGAUGACAUGCCCCUUAUGUCACUCUUUCAGUCCAGAAAAAGAUCAUCCCAAAAAGCAGGUUUCAUGGAAGGUUAUAGCAACUCUGUCGAGGAACCUCAGCCGUCACCUAGAAGUUUGCCAAAAACUACCAGUCAGAAGACUGUUGGUUUUAAACGUGUCCGUGUAAUCCUUUCUGAUGAUGAUGAGGAGGGAGAGAAUGUUGAUGAGAUGAAGCACUCAGAGAGAAAGUCCCGUGAUUGUCAGUUAGAGGACUUCUCUACUUCUGAUGCAAUAAAGAGUAAAAGAAGUGGUGCCAGUCCUGCUGCUAAAAUUCAGGUUGAAGAAAGCAGUAGUUCUUUCAAAUGCCGGAAUCCUCACAGCAACACAAAAACGACCAGCAAUUCUAGAUCUCAAAGCAAUGAUGUAGUUGCCGAACCUGAUAUUGCUAGUGGUUCAAAAUGUGAUACGAAUGUCUCUGGCAAAAUGUUGCCAUACGGAGUCUCCUAUUCCAUGAGGCGUAGUUCUGAACGAGAUCAUGAUAUUACAGUCAAGAUUGAAAAUGACCUGAUUUACAUAGGAGCAUCCUCGUUUGUUGCUAGAGAUCAGUUGAAGUCUGAAGUUGCGUGCUUAUAUUAUCUACAGCUUCCUAGAGAGAGAAAAUCUGAGGGUUUGUUGCCCAUUAUUCAGCACAUAAAAUGUGCUGGAAGAGAUCUAGAAUCCCUGGAAGCUGUCGAAAAUCUUAAGGAAUAUCUGGGAGAUGAUAUGGUCGAAAUUUCCGUUGACGGAUGGGUUCAGAAGCGCUUAAUAAAAAUGUACAUGGACUGCUGCGAGGAGUUGUCCGAGGUACCGAAUCUUAAGGUACUCAAGAAACUAUACAAUUUAGAGGUUUCAGAUGAUGAGAUUAUUGUGGCUGACUGCGACCUGCAAGAUUUGUCAGUAACUCCAUUGUUAAAUGCACUGCUUUCUCACAAAAGAUUUGCAAUGCUCGAUCUCUCUCACAAUAUGUUAGGAAAUGGAACAAUGGAGAAGCUUCAGAAAGUUUUCAUGGCAUCCGGCCAAUCUUAUGGCGGCCUGACCCUGGACUUGCAUUGCAAUCGGUUUGGCCCAACGGCAUUGUUUCAGAUAUGCGAAUGCUCAGUCCUAUUUGCUCGGCUUGAAGUGCUUAACUUUUCUGGAAACCGUCUUACUGAUGCAUGUGGAUCUUAUCUUUCAACUAUCUUGGAAAAAUGUACCGCCCUCUGUAGCUUGAAUGUAGAGCGCUGUCAUAUCACAUCUAGAACUAUUCAGAAGAUGGCCGAUGCAUUGGACUCUAAAUCUGUACUUGCGCAGCUUUGUAUAGGUUAUAACAACCCUAUAUCUGGGAAUGCUAUUGUUAAUCUACUGGACAAGCUCUCUGCUUUGAAAAGGUUUUCUGAGCUGAAUCUGAGCGGUCUAAAAUUAGGCAAACCAGUCGUUGAUACCCUUUGUAAGCUUGCAGGGAGCAUAACUUUAUCAGGAUUAAUUCUUGGAAGCACGGGAAUUGGAAAUGAAGGGGCAGCGCAAUUAACGCAAUCCUUGUUCAAUGGGACACAAGAACUUGUGAAACUUGACCUAUCAUAUUGCGGGCUUACAUCUAAUAAAUUUUUACAUGCAGGUGUUUCUUCAUUUUGUUCCAUUCUUGAGCUGAGGCUGGAAGGAAAUCCUAUCAUGCCAGAGGGCAGCAAUACUCUAUCGUACCUUUUAACAAACCCACAGUGCAGUCUAAAAGUUUUAGUCCUUAGAAAUUGUCAACUUGGGCUUACUGGAGUUCUCCACAUAAUUGAGGCACUAGCAGAGAACAACUGCCUACAGGAGCUCAAUCUAGCGGGUAAUGCUGCUCCCAAUGAAAUUUCUUCUCUAGGACAUGACAUUUCAGUAGGGUGCUCAGAAAAAUUGAAGCAGAAGCUAGAUAUUUGUGAAUUAAGUUCACCCAUGGAAAUGGGCAAAACUAACGAGUCUCUAGGGACUCUUAACAAUGGUAAUAAUUGUGAGCUUGAAGUUGCCAAAAAUCAAGAUGAUCAGACGAGAGUAGAAGCCGCAACUUCUGGAAUUGAAGACAGUUAUGCCAGUUCAUGUCAAAGAAAUUCUUCAUCUCCCAAGAGCCAUUUAAUUCGAAAACUUUCAACCGCCAUUGGUCUAGCAAACAACCUGCAAUUACUUGACCUCAGCGAUAACGGUCUCCCUGAAGAAGCUGCAGAACUGUUGUACGGUUCAUGGUCAUCUUCAUCUUCACGAGCUCAUUCAAGUCACAAACAUAUGACUGAUCAGAUAAUUCAUUUCUCAACCAGCGAAAAUAAAUGCUGCGGAGUGAAACCAUGCUGCAAGAAAGAUUGAUUUUGUUUCUCUUGAUCUCACUGUCGUGGCGAAUGAUCUCGUGCAGUUAUUGGAAACAUGUUUCCAUCAGAGUAUUUAUGAAUGUGUUCCUUGUCAGCAGUUACUGCUUCUUGUUAGUUUUCUAAAGGGAUUCUUUGGGGAUAGCUAUCUACUUACUGCAAUCUAAACAUGAGCAUCUGAGUAAAGUAGUGUCUGCCAUUGAAAGUUGGUUCAAAUUACUUCUCUGGAGGGAUUAAAGGAAGGGAAAGUUAUGUCCCAUUAAACCCAAGUUGCAGGAUGCAGCUUUGCCUGGCACUUGGGUCCUCUUGAUUGCAGAUUACGGAGAUUUCUUUUUAGAUAUAAAAGAAUGAGAUUAUAUAGCUAAAAAGUGUCCGUGCAAAGAUUCGCAGAUAUCAGCAGUGAAGAAGGUUGUGUGCCAUCCAAUAUGAACAAUAGAAGAAUUGUUUUUAAGAUUUUGUUAUAUAUAUAUAUAUAUAUAUAUAUUGAUUCAAGCAAGCCUAAAUAUUCAAAUGCUUUUAAAGACAC
Molecule: messenger RNA, 4632 nt
Organism: Prosopis cineraria
Lineage: Eukaryota; Viridiplantae; Streptophyta; Magnoliopsida; Fabales; Fabaceae
Product: protein TONSOKU
Exons: 21
Coding region: 172-4107 (1311 amino acids)
Biological process (GO): epigenetic regulation of gene expression; response to DNA damage checkpoint signaling; meristem structural organization
Cellular component (GO): nucleus
Molecular function (GO): protein binding
Source: RefSeq, a predicted model, not a curated record